This is a messenger RNA of Psylliodes chrysocephalus, 3251 nucleotides long. The record is from the annotation of a GenBank genome assembly. Lineage: Eukaryota; Metazoa; Arthropoda; Insecta; Coleoptera; Chrysomelidae.
UGACAAGUUAGGGUGGGUUCGGGAUUUUGAUCUAAUCAAAUUAUAAAAUCCAAAACAUGUAAAAUGGCUUCCGAUAAAUCUUUUGUUUUUUAAGUAUAUUUAUAAUAAAGUGCUAAGUGCUAUGUUUUAUGCCUAAAAUUAAGUGUACUAAACAAAUAAUUUAGUUAUAAAAUGCGGCCACAAUAAAUAUUAGUUCGCUAAUAUAUCUUAAUUAAACCCUUAAUUUAAGGGCUUUUAAUUAGAAUCAAUAACGAAACCAUGAUGUGUUCAACUUGAAUAUUAACUGUAUCAAAUUCUAAAGAAAACUAUAUGGAAAUCGAGUAAUAAAAGAUAAAAGUUUAUUUUUUUUAUAAUGAGGCACCUAGAAAAGCAGCUACACAUGGAUUCAACAGAAUUUCAACACAGUUCUCAACAGAUUCAUAACUUAAACGUGCUUCCUGAUAUUAAAAUGGAAUUCCCAAUCGCUCUUCCCAAUAUUAAAAUGGAAUUCCCGAGGGAAUUCCCAAAGUUUGUGCUUGAUGAUAAUCUUAUGAAACACAAUUUUUUAAGCGACGAGGACAGUUCUAACGAACCACACUUGACUUUCGAUCUAAACAAUGACAGCGACAACUCGGAAGAAUUGGACUCGAUGAGUAAAACUGUCAGAAAAAACAGAAGAAAAGCUUCAGCCCCUCAAAGGGCCGUACAGAUCGAGAGCAGUCAGUCGGGAUCGAUGGAGAACAGUUCAGAAUCGUCUCAGGAUAAUACAGAUAGUUUGACUUUCACAAAUAUACAAAACUUGAGCUUGAAGUUGAAGGAAGAGUCUUUAUUGGAUUUCGUCGAGGCUGAUGAUCUCUGCUGUGAAGAUUUGCUUCAGAAUAUUACCGAGGAUGAUAUUUUUAAGGAUCUACAGGAUGAAGCAGAUGGAGAAACCAUCGACGAUGAAAUGAUAGUCAAUGUAAAAGAAGAAUGGAGAGCCCAUUGGGGCGUCAAGUGCAAUAUGUGCGAACAGGUGUUCCCGUUUAAAACCGAGUUCGAUAAGCAUUACAUUUCGAGCUACAAAUCAAUUCCGGUGUAUACAUGCACUUUUUGUAACAAAUCCGCUGAAAAAUAUUCCACAUUUCGGUCGCAUUGUUACCGACAUAUCACCGAAGGCCGCUACAAAUGUCAGUAUUGUCCGAAAGGUUUUAGCCUGCAGAGCAUGCUGCACGUUCACAUUUUAGCCAAGCACACCAAAGUCAAACCGUACAAUUGCGAAGAGUGCGGUAAGAGUUUCGUAACGAAACCGGGUUUAAAGAUCCACAUGAAGAAGCACAAGACUGAAACGAAGGAGGAUUAUCCGUGUGUCGAGUGCGGCAAAGUACUGCACACUAGAGGUGGAUUAACGUCUCAUAUGAACGUUCAUCGACUGGGAAGAAGAUUCAUGUGCGACGUUUGCGGCAAAACCUUCACCCAGAAGGUGAAUAUGCAGCAGCACGUCAAACAGCACACCGGAGAUAAACCUCAUUGUUGUAAUAAAUGUGGGAAAACAUUCGCCGAAAAGUCGCACUUGGUCAGACACUACAGCUUUCAUAGUGAGAUACGACCGUUCAAGUGUGACGUAUGCCAAAAAAUGUAUAAGACUGAACGAUGUUUGAAAGUCCAUAGUCUGGUCCACGCGCCAGCCAGACCCUUCGUCUGCGGUCAUUGCAGCAAGGGAUUUUUGAGCAGCACAAAAUUAAAACAACAUUAUAACAUUCACACCGGAGAACGACCGUACAAAUGUAAAUACUGCGAACGCACCUUCACCAACUACCCGAAUUGGUUGAAACACACGCGACGACGACACAAAGUGGACCACAAAACGGGCGCCGAACUGCCAUCCAAAGAGGGCGUGAUCAAGGAAGAAGCGCCGCCUACUCCGAUGACAACGCCUACGGCUCACGUGAUACCGACGGUGUCCGAGACGCCGGUGGAGAUGGGCGUGACCGAUACGCCGACCGUUAUGACUUCCACGACGACUGUACUGUCUACAGCGCCGCAGAUUCCGCCUCCAGACACCGUCCCGGAUAUCGGACCCGUACUGUCGGACGUCAAUUUCAGCAGGGCCGAAGAAUUGUUGUUGCAACAAGGUCUGUUCAAUUUCCCUUUGUUAGACGACAAAGUUUUGUUUGGUCAACCGAUGGAUUUUCUCACCACGAAUUCUAACAAUUCCGUAGGCCUAUUGGUGCCGUACUUCCCCUCUUUGCCAAAUCACCAGACAAUAUUACAGCACACGAGUCAGACGAUAUUGCCCGUCCAGUUGAACGAUCCGAGUAUUUAUCAAUAACUCGGUUUUGUUAACGAUUUGUACAACUUGUUUUCAUUUUGAUUCAAUUUGUUUUUAAUUUACAACAACACAGUAUUAAAAUAGCCGACUGGAAAAAAUUGGAAGGAGCGGAUUAUUUUAUGCUGAUCGGUUUUUUAUUUGCUACAUUUUGGAUUUGGGUACGAACAAUGGCAACCCUAGUUAUUCUUAAAGCUGACAGCUUCUUCUUUAAUAAUAACUAGGGUUGCCUUUGUACUAACUCCAAAACUGUAGCAUUGAAGUUUGUUACUAUUUUGACGCAAAAAUGGUUUAAAACAAUCUGUCUCUGAUUUUUUCGGUUGGGUCUUAGAUUAACAGUUUGGUUAGCUUCAGACGAUGCUGCAGAUUCUCUUUGUAGGUUUCAAACUUCUGUUGCUCUAAGUUAGGCGUGUUUUACGUUAUGAAACUUUUCACCGGUAGCGAAACCUUCAAUUAGAGUCUGUAUUAAGACAUGUAGAUUCAGGUUGUAAGAGAUGUAUACAGGGUGAUUAAAAUAUUUUAUUUUGGGUGUUCGAUCAAACGUAAUAUUUGGUAAAAUAGGUCGUAAUUCGAAUCGGGUUUACUACCGUGAAAUAUUUCACAAAUUCAAGACAAAUUUUUUGGCGGAAACGCUUAUAAAUAUUUAUUUUUUACUUCAAAAUCCAUCGAUAUAUAAAGCAAUAAAUCAUACCGAUGUCGUGAAAGUUUAUAGUGUCACCCUGUGUCUUCUUAUUUGAAUUUCUUCAGCGGCAACUCGGUAAAUUGAUUUUUGAAUUUGUUAUAUUGUAUUUUUGUAAUAACGGCCAGACCAAUCAGAAAAAAAAAGUCAAUUGAUGUUUUUUAUAUAUUGAAUAUAUUGUGAUUUGUUUUUCUUUUAUGUAUAUAGGUACUAUAUUAUAUUAUAUAUAUUUGUAUCGUCGGUACGUCAGUGCAUAACGUUUUUAAAUAAACAUUCCUUUUAUCUGCC